Mangifera indica (mango) is the source of this 2043-nucleotide messenger RNA. Its product is annotated as serine/arginine-rich splicing factor RSZ21-like. Bases 888 to 1886 code for a protein of 332 amino acids. Lineage: Eukaryota; Viridiplantae; Streptophyta; Magnoliopsida; Sapindales; Anacardiaceae. Gene Ontology annotation, cellular component: nuclear speck. Gene Ontology annotation, biological process: mRNA splicing, via spliceosome. The transcript is spliced from 3 exons. The record is from RefSeq and is a predicted model, not a curated record. Gene Ontology annotation, molecular function: zinc ion binding; RNA binding.
UCUAAGCUUGGAUCCUCCAGUGGAGCAUAUGCCUUUUGAACCAGAUCACACAUCUGUUGUUCUGUACUCUUUAUAGGAUCAUGCAAAUGAACUGGAUUUAUAGUAGUAGUGUUCAUGCCAUGGCUGUGAGAUUUGUCAUGAACUUGGUUUUGGAUGGCUCUACAAAGUGUUUCGCCUGCGAAAAGGGCUGCUGUGGAUGCUGUUUUGUGUGGGUUUGUUAUCUUCAUACUUGAAGGUCUCUUUCCUACUUUAAAUUGCCAUCUUAGUUUCUGUUCAUAUGUUUUUAACUUUAUUAACUGCAGUAAUAUUGAUAACUAUAAAGUAGAUAUGUCUAAAUGGUUUGUAUGUUUUGUUUUGAGGGGUGAUUUUGGGCUAAAACAGCAUCGUUUUGCUGCAUUACUCCAUCUUUAAUGCAUCCCAUCUCUGCUCUGCUUAUCUGCACCACAUCAUCUAGCAGUUGUUGCCCCUACAUAUCGUCAGCUUUGAGUCCCAUGUGAAAAUGGUUAUUUUGAGCAAUUUGUUCUUCUGCGACAAGGUGUUGGAAGUUGUAUUUUGUGCUCCCAUCUCUGCUUUUCUGCAUUACAUCAUCUACUAGUCUCCUUCUAUGCACUCGUUCGGCUUGAAAUAGAUGUUGGAAUUUGAAUGCGUGGAAACCCCUGUUAGCUCACCUCCCACCUUAUGUACCUUGAAGGCAAGUCUUGUGAUCUACUUAAGACCUUCUCUUCUGUAGUAUCUGGUUAAAGGUUACAGAGUCCAUCGGAGCACCAUAUGAAAUGACAUGCAGAGAUGCUUUAAUAUUGGAACUGGAAGCUUUCCAAUCAUUUAUGGGGUGGGAGUCAAGGUCUCCUUGGUCAAGUCCGCCCAUUAAUACAAAAUGCACAACUUGAAUGAUGCAACUCCAUUACCCAACUCUCAAAACUUUGCUUGGAUUUUUGAGCUUCGUGGGUCUACUAGUUCAUGUCAUGGAGACAGAUAAUCGGAAAAAUCAGAGGCUGGAGGUCUUUGGUAUUCUGAAGGAAGCUGUAACUAUCCCUUGUAAGAGCAUCUACUUCCUCACAUUCACCAUCAUCAUCUCUUUCCCUUUGUUGAGCUUCAUGAUUUACUAUGAAACUUUCCUCUUUAAAACAAUGGUUGAAACUUGGGAUCUUCUGUCAACACGUGAUUAUUCCGACUAUAUUUGGCCACUUCCGUAUCCGCUUAUACCUGAAAACAUGAACCAAGAUUUAGCGUAUAAAUUGAUUCAACUUGGUCUCCUUUAUCUAGUACCUCUUCAUCUCUUAGACCUCUUCACUAUGGUUCUCACAAUUGCUUUAGCAUCAAAGGUAUACUCAUCAGAAGACAGACCGCUGAUUGAUAAACCCAUUUACAUGGCAAAGCUGAGGGGCACUUUCAUCACGUCACUCUAUGUUCUCUUCUGGUCAACCUGUACUCUGCUGGGAUUGAUAUGGUUAGUGAUAAACUCUAUUUUCUUGACGAACUUCAUUUAUAUUGUGUUGUUUUCAGUCAUAUAUGGGGCAGCUUUUGUAGCACUUUUAAUGAAGUAUUUGGAGUGGAGUGCGCAAUGGAACAUGGCUGUUGUAAUUUCGAUAUUGAAGGAGGUAAAAGGGGUUGAUGCUCUUGUUCUCUCUGGUUAUUUAUGUAGAGGUACUGAGAAACUAGGGAGAAUAUUGAUGCUUGUUUUCUUUGCGUGGGGAGUUUGUUUAAGGCUGCCAUGCCUGGUUUUUGGGUACCAUGAAAUAGGGAUUGGAAUGGUUUUACAGAAUGUUUUUUACAGCCUGGGGAAUGUGAUAAAAUGGAUGGCCUGCAUGGUUUACUUUUAUGACUGCAAAAAGAGGGUUUUAGAGAAGAAAGUUGAAGGAGCAGUUUGGAACGUUGAAUGCGGUUGAUUGGAAAAAUAAAAUAAAUAAUUUUGUUUCAGGAAUAAGAAAUUUCAGUAAGUGGAACUUUCUACGCUCUGAUGAUGAAUGCGUUGUAAAUCGUCGUUUUUUAUUUCAUGUAAUCGUAAUUGUUAUGAAUUAAGGAAGGUCAGCUUCCUAUUUUCCA